AUGGCUGUCCCUGUCCUUACGCAGUAUGACUGGAUCAUCGCCGUAAUCACCCUCGCCUUCUGCGGCAGCUCCAUUGGUAAUGGUGCAAACGAUGUCGCCAACUCCUAUGCCACCUCUGUGGCGGCCAGAACCUUGACCAUGCCCCAGGUCGGCUUCCUCUCCAUGUGUACAGAGUUCUUCGGUGCAGUCGUUCUCGGCUCCAAAGUCACAGGCACGAUCAAGAACAACAUCAUCGAGCUCGACCGGUUUCGCACGACUCCUUCUACCCUGAUCCUCGCCAUGGGCUGCGCCGAGUUCGCGAGUGCCUUCUGGCUGCUGGCUGCUACAAAAGUUGGAUACCCGGUCUCCACAACGCAGACCAUCGUGGGAGCGCUCGUUGGUGUUGGUAUCGCCGCCCAAGCCCAGGUUUCCUGGGCCUGGAGUGACGGCAGCGUCUCCCAGAUCGCCGCAUCCUGGGGAAUUGCUCCCUGUAUCUCAGCUGCGUUUGCUGCCAUCUUGUUCGGCAGUCUCAAAUUCACCGUCCUGGAACGCGAGAACUCUUUCGAGAAGGCUAUGAAGGCUAUUCCUUUCUACUUGGCGUUCACGGCUGCCAUCCUCGCCCUCUUCAUCACUGUUGAGGCCCCUGGCGCACCGUCGCUUGAGGAGCUCGGCGCCGGUACAGUAUGCGGCAUCAUUCUCGGUGUCUUCUUCGGCAUCCUCCUCCUCUCUUACAUCUUCUUUGUACCCUACGUUCACCGAAGGCUCGUCAAGGAAGACACUCGAAUCCGUCUCCGCCACAUCUUCCUCGGCCCUCUGUUGUACAUGGAGAAUCCGCCAAUCUAUCUGCCCGCGAAAGGAAACGAAGUCGUCAUCGACUACUACGCAAGCGCGCACGAUGACUCCAACGUCACCAACGAAGCCGAUAUCGAGAAGCAAGCUGACAAGACCGAGGGCGGCAACGAUAGAGGCGAGAAGCUAGUCGGAAACGACAAUAACUCUGAUACCCCUUCUCCCGUUCCCAUGUCUCUCGAAGAUGUCGAGCGCGGCAAGAAAGGACCAGAAAAUCCAGCAGUUUUGCAGCCUUACCAGCGCAUGCCCGAGCCUGAAGAACGCUUCCUUGCUCCUACCGCCCACCUUCCCAUCCACAAUCCUAGACGUAUCUGGAGCUUCAUCAAGUACUUCUUCCUGCAGGGAGUCACCCGCGAUUGUGUCACCCACGCCUCAUCUCAGCUCGCCGCCAUCCACGGCAAGGCUAAGAAGUACGAUAACCGCGUUGAGCACCUAUGGACCUACGCCCAAGUCGCCAGUGCUAUGAUGAUGUCCAUUGCGCACGGUUCCAACGAUGUCGCCAACGCUGUCGGCCCCUGGGUUGCCGCUUACCAGGUUUAUAUGACUGGUGAAGUAAGCGAGGAGGGGGAAACUCCCAUCUGGAUCUUGGUUGUUGCCGGCUUUUUGCUCGGUGCGGGUUUCUGGUUCAUGGGUCACCACAUUAUCAAGGCUAUGGGCAACAAACUCACUCAGCUUUCACCCACGAGAGGUUUUGCUAUGGAACUCGGCGCUGCCAUUACCGUACUUUUGGCCAGUCGUCUCGGUCUCCCAGUCAGUACCACCCAGUGCUUGACUGGAGCCGUUAUUGGUGUAGCUCUGAUGAACUUUGACGUCGGCGCUGUAAAUUGGCGCCAAGUCGCUUUCAUCUUCUCCGGCUGGAUCGUCACAUUACCCUGCGCGGGUCUCAUCGGUGGCUUGCUGAUGGCGAUGUCGCUCAACACUCCUCAGUUCGGUCAGGGAUAA
This is a messenger RNA of Colletotrichum godetiae, 1770 nucleotides long. Its product is annotated as phosphate transporter. Gene Ontology annotation, cellular component: membrane. The record is from RefSeq and is a predicted model, not a curated record. Gene Ontology annotation, biological process: phosphate ion transmembrane transport. NCBI's taxonomy places the organism in Eukaryota, Fungi, Ascomycota, Sordariomycetes, Glomerellales, Glomerellaceae. The transcript has 2 exons. Bases 1 to 1770 code for a protein of 589 amino acids.